UUCGUGUGGCUGCUCAGCAUUUGCUUGUGUGUAUGUGUGUGAGCGUGCGUGUGUGCGUGUCUGCUUGCGAACAAGUUGACAAUAUUUGUUUAAAUUUUCCCUUUUUUUUUUUUUAGUUAAACUGUGAGUGUCAGGGCGCGUGAGGCCAACCGGUGGAAAAGAUUCAAGAGGACUUGACGCUACAUACUCUUAAUGAAGUCGAAAAUAACACGUUUACUAACGUACAGUCCAUGAAAACAAGCCGCAUUUACGCAGUUAAAGGAAUUUCGGUGUAAUUAUCUUCAUCGACACCACCUGGAGCUCAGGUUAUCCGCAAACGUUGUUGUUGUUGUUUUUUUAAUUAGUGGCACAGUUUGAGAUAAAGUGUGCCUUCUGCGAGUCGCUCAUGUUAGCUAAUGAAGUUGUAGUAACCGUCAUUUAACAGAGUGACAUAUAAGCAGCUACUUAUUUAAAAAUGCUAAAGACGCUGACGAAGAAGCUGAGAAGACAUUCACUGAACGAGAUCCAUCCUUUCCAGCUGAAGAUUUCUUACCAUGGAGGUGGAGAGGGAGUUGAGAGUGAUGACUCAGAAGGCGAGAACCAGGAGCUCGCACAGAUUGACAGAGAGAGACGGAGAAAUUGUGCGCUCACUCCUUUGGCCACCAGCCAGCAACACAACCAGGGUCCCCUCUCUCCGGCCCGGUUACGACGCCUCCGCCUCCUUUUAGAUGCCAAUCUGGAUCGUCACUCUUCAGAGGAAGAGCUGGAGCGAAUCAUUUGCAGUGACAACAGGAAGUGGGUGUCUGCACUCCCACAGCGCCACAGCGAUCACCACAGCAGCGCCUCCAGCGACGAGGAAGUGCGGGACCUGUGUGGCUGCAGGUCACCGCCUGCUUCCUCCAGGCCGCUGGUCGAGCCCAACGCUUGCCUGGCCGCCUCCCCCAGCCCCGUGCUGUUCAGUUCCAGCCCACCACGUAGCCUCAAGCCACCCCCAAUGAGAUUUCAGCUGCAGGUGGUGCAGCCAGUUGCACGUCCCAUCAUUUUGACCCACUUUGACCAAUCAGCACCUUACAGAAAAUAUCGGCACAGCUACGGUGCAGAGCCAGGGAGACCCAGUCUGGACCUGGAAAAAAUGCAACAGAAAAUGCUGCUGAAGAAAAACUGUGGAGGAAAAACAAGAACAAUGAAGAUCCGGAAUCUGACCAGCAGCCGUCCUCCGCCGAGGUACACCUACGACCCCUCCAUCUUUGCCUUCCGCUCUCUGAGCACGCCCCCCCCGUGCAGCCCCCUGAGUCCAUCCGACGACCCUCCCUGCUCGUAAUCAGCAUCGUCCUUCCUGCCAGACACCGGCCUCUGUACCCCGCAUUCUCCGACUCUUCAUUCCCAGACAGCUUCUGCAGGAGCGACUUCUCUGAAACUGACGUUUGAUGGUGGAACUGUUGCACUCAGGUAAUCCCUCCCCAUCACUGCCACCACUGCAGAAUAAAACGGCCUAACGCAACUCUUGUGAGGACGCGCCGGGUGAUCGGAAAACAACCUGUGGACCAAGAAGGGACUAGACCAACUAUUCUAAAGCCUGAAACCAACAUCCAAGAGAGAAAAAAAGUAUGUUAGACAAUCAAUGGGUUCCAGGGUUUCUGACUCCGUAAGGUCAUGGUAACUCCCUCUUUGACGAGGUGAGACAUCUAUCUUAUCCACGUGAGACGGUCGUCACAUUUAUGUCUGAAAAACGACUUUUUUGGAUGUGUUACUGAAUAUGCAGGUCAUGUACUGUAAGGUCGAGCUAUAACAAACAUGUAUGACUGUAGUUGAUAGUCGACCUUUGAUGAUAUGUCUCUUAAUGAAUAUGUCACUUACUCGAGUUACUCGUAUCCUUCCUUGCAUGAAUUCCACGGUUUUGCAGAGAGAUCAGUGGAAAGACGUCUGAUAGUUUGCUGCACAUUCAGCUGAACGCUGCUGCGUUCUGCAUAGCCUACUUGUAGUGUGCCAUUUCUUUUUCCCAGUGUCGUACCUCAUUACUUUGUAGGUAGAAGAGGACCACUGGUCUAACUACGACGUCCCAGUGUUUCUAAAGUUCUCUUAAUGCCUUGAAAUGACAUUCCGGUUGUGAUAAAGGAAACUUGAGGUACUUCUCAGCCCCUGAAAUGAGCUGAUGAAUCCAUUAAUCACAAUGUCACCACUGUAAGUGAGAUUCUACACAAGUGAAUGUAACAUUGUGACAUGUUUUCGUCCAUUGUUGCACAAAAAUGAAUCAAUAAAAGCCCUGUGGCCUCUU
This is a messenger RNA of Melanotaenia boesemani (Boeseman's rainbowfish), 2254 nucleotides long. RefSeq lists its product as uncharacterized. NCBI's taxonomy places the organism in Eukaryota, Metazoa, Chordata, Actinopteri, Atheriniformes, Melanotaeniidae. The transcript has 5 exons. The coding region runs from base 455 to 1300 and encodes 281 amino acids. The record is from RefSeq and is a predicted model, not a curated record.